Molecule: messenger RNA, 585 nt
Organism: Misgurnus anguillicaudatus (oriental weatherfish)
Lineage: Eukaryota; Metazoa; Chordata; Actinopteri; Cypriniformes; Cobitidae
Product: C-C motif chemokine 4-like
Biological process (GO): immune response
Cellular component (GO): extracellular region
Molecular function (GO): chemokine activity
Source: RefSeq, a predicted model, not a curated record
CUUAAACUAACUUGAAAAACUUGCAGACAGCACAUUUUUCCUAAAAUAAAUUGGUUCAGUUCUUCUAAGUUUAACAGAAAGUAAAAAAAGGAAGAGAAAGAAUUUCAUUCAACAGUGUUUGUUAAUACUCAGAAAUGGAUUUAGAUGAAUAUCUAUUAGAGGAAGAUCUCUACUGUUGUGUAUAUAAGAAGAUGUUCAGAUGAUAUUCUGCACACAUCAAUCUCUGAGAUCUUGAAGCUCAACACAACUUCUCCAGGAUUCAUUUCUUCACAUCAUCUAAAACAAUGAGACAUCUGAUGGCUUUGAUGUUUCUGGUGAUCUUCUGCUCUCUGCAGCUGACUACAAGUGCUCCAAUUGCCUCUGAUUUGGCCAAAUCAACAUGCUGUUAUAAGUUCAGCAAUGCACAGAUUCCUCUAAAACUGGUGAAGUCAUAUUAUAGGACCGACAGCAGCUGCUCCAAACCAGCUAUUGUGUUUGAGACUGACAGAAGGAGGAUCUGUGUAGAUCCAGAAACCAGCUGGGUGAGCAACCACAUCACUAAAGUGGACAACAGGACAACAAAGACCUAAAACAAGACAGUCUGAA